AUGUCUGCCUCCUCUGUCUCGGGCCGAGUGUUGAGGUCCAACACCCGUCGUCGUGCGUCUUCCUCCUCUCCUUGCGUCGAUAGAAAACGUCGACCAGUUUAUCGCCGUCGCCGCCUCCCGGGCACCCAAGAGAGUGCCAUCGAUCAUUACGUGGAGCAGCAGCAGAAGCAGCAGAAGCAACAGCAACAGCUCAUCGAGGAGCUUCAGCGUGAGGUCCGAGGCCUCAAGAACCAGCUGCAGCAACAGCAACAAUGGCAGGCCUCCUCGACUCCUCCUCCCUCGGUAGAGGCUGAUUUGGCCGAGCCCGUGGCCGCUCCCGCUCCCGCCCCUACCACCACCACCACCACCACGACGGAGCUGGCCGUCGCCCGUCGUCCCGCCGCCGUCGCCGGCCAAAAGCGAUGUCACGAUUGUGACCAACCCGGUCACCUGAAGAAACACUGCCCGGGCCAUGUGGCCCAAAACAGCUUUGCCCGCGGGGGGCAAAAAAUUAGUUGUAAUAUGUCAAUACUAUGGUGGUGCGGGCCCAGCGCCCCGUUGAAUCGCCCUCUGGAAGUUCGUUCGUAA
Molecule: messenger RNA, 567 nt
Organism: Trichoderma aggressivum f. europaeum
Lineage: Eukaryota; Fungi; Ascomycota; Sordariomycetes; Hypocreales; Hypocreaceae
Exons: 2
Coding region: 1-567 (188 amino acids)
Molecular function (GO): nucleic acid binding; zinc ion binding
Source: RefSeq, a predicted model, not a curated record